AUAAGCAACGACCAUGGGUUUUCUUCGGAUAAAUUGAAUCUUCAACUAGUGAUUCCAAUAUGCAGUGAAUAUAUUUGCACUUUUUUCAGAGUUUCUAUCACUUAAUCAUUCAUUAUCACUGUGAUAAGGCUUUGACGUCGAAGACUUACUUAAAGACUGAUGGAUGCGAGGUUGACUAGUCAAACGCACUCGAAGCCUUCAUUUGUACACACGCUUAUCAAGCGGCUUAAAAUACUUUUAUUGGUGGCGAUUAAAGAAAUAACCACCCUUGCAGUUAAAGAAGCUGUUUUUGCCCAAAUAGAAUCAGUUAGAAUGCGACAAGUGCGGUCAGUGUUGGGCCCCAUUUUCCAUGUGAGUUUUCUAGCGCAUCACCUAAAUGUGUUUUUCUGCGGGCAUCGAAUGCACGCAAGGAUAGAAAGCGACAAAUUCUACGACUUGGACCAUCGGAUUUCGGAUAUCAAGAAUUUCUCCACUGUGUUCUUCACUAAUUGGAACUUGGUGUUUCAAACGAUCUAUUUUACUCUGGCUGUAACACACGAUCUCCUAAGGAUUUGCUCCCUGUGGGACAGUCUGAGAGAUAGAAUAGACCGAUGGAAGGGCUUCCUGUUCACCAGCAUCGUCUUUCCAUGCUCCAUUUUUGUUUCCACCAUGUUCUGGGGCGUGUAUUCCAUUGAUAGAGAGCUGGUUUAUCCAGAGGUUUGCGAUGAAUUCAUUCCAGAUUGGCUCAACCACUGCAUUCACACGAAUAUUGUCGUAUUCCUCAUCAUCGAAGUGCUAAUAACCAAUCAACUUUUGCCCACUUCCAAAAGUGCCUUCACUGCCUUAACUGUGCUGACCAUCUUCUACGACAUCAUAUUCUUCAUCACGUUCUUCAUCUAUGGACGCUUCAUCUAUGGACUGUUCCACGUGUUUAAUUGGCCGCAAAGGAUCAUGUUCCUCCUGCUGAAUUAUUUCGUCACUAUUCUGGCAAUGAAGAUUGGAAUUGUGAUUGAGAACUUCAAGUACAGCCUGUCCAGUAAGAGAGUUAAGACUGCCAAAAUGUGAACUGUAUUUGUACCAAAAAUAUACGGUUUUUCCCAAAACA
Molecule: messenger RNA, 1084 nt
Organism: Dendroctonus ponderosae (mountain pine beetle)
Lineage: Eukaryota; Metazoa; Arthropoda; Insecta; Coleoptera; Curculionidae
Product: androgen-dependent TFPI-regulating protein
Exons: 4
Coding region: 160-1044 (294 amino acids)
Cellular component (GO): membrane; endomembrane system
Source: RefSeq, a predicted model, not a curated record